UCGGAGCAGGGAAGGUGGAUCAGUGUGGAUUGGGAGGCUCGAGGCAGGGAAGGUGGAUCAGUGUGGAGUGGGAGGCUCGAGGCAGGGAAGGUGGAUUAGUGUGGAGUGGGAGGCUCGGAGCAGGGCAACUGUCUGACACACCGCAGAUCCGCGCGCUCUGCUGGGGUCCGCGUGCACGCAGCAGCCUAGCAACGGCACAGCACCCUCCCUGCUGAGCUGUAAAUAUCCGGUAAGACCAGCACAAGGCGGAUUCUCCCGUUUCUCACUGUGAGGAGUGUCUCAUGUCCUCUAGAUGGCGACGGUGAACGACUCGCGCCUGCUGCAGCAGCCCUCUCAGAAGGACGCAGCUGAUCAGAACUUUGAUUAUAUGUUCAAGCUCCUGAUUAUUGGCAACAGCAGCGUGGGCAAAACUAGCUUCCUGUUCCGCUACGCCGAUGACUCCUUCACCUCAGCCUUCGUCAGCACCGUAGGCAUCGACUUCAAAGUCAAAACUGUCUUCCGCAACAACAAGCGGAUCAAGCUACAGAUCUGGGACACAGCAGGACAGGAGCGCUACCGAACCAUCACUACAGCAUAUUACAGAGGAGCCAUGGGCUUCCUGCUAAUGUAUGACAUCACCAACCAGGACUCGUUCAAUGCUGUACAGGACUGGGCUACCCAGAUUAAGACAUACUCAUGGGACAAUGCACAGGUGAUUCUAGUGGGUAAUAAGUGUGACCUAGAGGAUGACCGACUUAUUCCAACAGAAGACAGCCAGAGACUAGCUGAUGAACUAGGUUUCCAGUUCUUUGAAGCCAGUGCCAAAGACAACAUCAACGUGAAGCAGGUGUUUGAGCGGUUGGUGGAUGUAAUCUGUGAGAAAAUGAACGAAACUAUGGAGGGAGAUGGUGGUCCACUCAGCCUCAAAGACUCCAACCUGCAGGACUCUCCAACUGAAGGACAUAGCAGCUGUGCCUGUUAAAAUACCAACCACACACCAUCUUACUUGCAUUCCACCCUACAAACUGCACCCUUGUCUCUGUCCCCCUGCCACACACUUGUCUUCAAAGACUUCAGACUAGCUCUCUGACUAAGACUUACUGUUCUGUAUUAAGAUGUGUUCUGAUUCAGAUUCUGUAAACCUUUCUCAUAUUUUUUCGAUAUCUGUCAAACCAGUAUUCUAACUCAAAUUCAUUCAGCCAAUCAAGUGAAAGUCUUUAGUCUGUACAGCAGUCUAUAUGCAUGAUGUCUCUAAAGCAUUCCUGCUAUCAGAAAAGGGGUGAUUUGUGAUUUAGCUAAUCAUAAAUUCACAGUAGGUGGAAGCAUUUUCUCUGAACUUGAACUAAGGUGCAGAGUGCCUUAAAUCACUUAAAAUCUUCUUAAACCUUGUUGCAGCUCAUUUUAACUCCUCUCACGACUGCACCAAGAAAUGCACAGGCUGUGUGUUAGCAGCUUACAGAGAUAAACAUCUGUCCAUCCACACCCAUCCAUUUUCCUCUAGCCCUCACACUCUCUGUUGGUUGUGUCUCUCCUAUCCUCUGAAAAAAAGCUUGGGAGAGCUCUGUGGCUUAGCCCACAAUGGAUGUGUUUGUGUCACAUGCAAGUGGAUAGCCCCAUUUUCAACUGCCAAUCUGUACCAGACUUGGCCAGUGUACUGUCUGUCUUGUUUAAAACUUUAGUUUUAGGAGGAACCACGUGUCAUUGCACCAAGCGUGAAACCCAAAUGAAGACAAGAGGAAGUUAAAAUUUACAGUAAUAUGAUCAUGUUACAUUUCAUGUCAAAUAUUUUUCUUAAUGGGAAUGAUGGAAAUGUUUAUUCUAGUAAAAAUUUCUAGUAAAAUGCUGCAUGUGGCUCAGUGGGAAUAAAUAGGGCACCAUCACAUAACCAUUGAAUUAAUGUUCUAAACCUGUUACACUAAGUAUUGAAUACCUUGAACUCUUCCUGCUUUUUGUAUUUCACAUACAAAGCUCUCAGUUAAAUGUCAGCUCUUUUCACAACAUUUCAUUUCAGUAUAAAUCCAGUCUCACUAUUUUUAAGUAUUACAUUAAUGUACAAUCUGCUGAGGUGAACCUUAUGGACUCAGUAUGCUUUAAACUUUUAAGCUUUUAAGUGUUGUUUUUGUGUUUAAACCAUCAAUGCAUUGAGGCUGUAAUGUAUGAUAAAGAUCAGAUGUAUAUGCUAAGGGCUUGUGGAGGUGAAAAAGAGGGUCAUGUGUGUCACAUGUUUUGUACUUGUAAACCUUGUUUUUCUUUAAUUUGUUACCAGUGUUUCUUUGUACAACAUACCACCCAUACCUGUGUCCAGAUCACUCGUCACAGUUGUGAAGUACAGAAGAGAAACUGUACUGUUGUGUGGCAGAAUCAUUCAGUAAGUGAAAAUUUUGCAGAUCAUAUGGCUUGUAUGCUUUAUAUAUGCAGGGACAGCUCUGAAACCUGCAGUAUGGUGAUGACUCAGGCUCUACUCAUCUUUAUAUUUGUACUAAACUCUCAUGUGAUCAGCUAGUGCCAUCAUUGUGACAGAAUGUACAUAUUGCCAACCAAAACCUCUGACAUAUUGGCUUGUAUAAACUUUUCUGGUGUCAAGAAUGCUUUCCAGGCCUAAAUUAUAUCCUUGAGAUGUGACCUGGUCAGUGUGAUAACAGAAACUAGAGAAAACUCUCUGCAGCAUCUCAACUAACCUCCACCCCUUCCCUCUCCCUUUUCUCUAUCAAUUGCCAAACAUACAGUUAACUGUUAUGAUCCGUUGGCACCACUCAGCAGAGAUACUCUGGUCUCAAUUUUUUUCUUUAAUCUGCUGUUUAUUUUUUGGCUCUGGAAUGUCUCAUACAUACUGUACCUUUAAUAAAGCUUAUAAUUCCUCACAUGGUAA
Messenger RNA from Pangasianodon hypophthalmus (striped catfish), 2848 nucleotides. It is a transcript of the gene rab3db, whose product is annotated as RAB3D, member RAS oncogene family, b. Gene Ontology annotation, molecular function: GTP binding; GTPase activity. Gene Ontology annotation, cellular component: plasma membrane; synaptic vesicle; endosome. The transcript has 5 exons. Gene Ontology annotation, biological process: protein secretion; protein localization to plasma membrane; regulation of exocytosis. NCBI's taxonomy places the organism in Eukaryota, Metazoa, Chordata, Actinopteri, Siluriformes, Pangasiidae. The coding region runs from base 293 to 961 and encodes 222 amino acids. The record is from RefSeq and is a predicted model, not a curated record.